AACUUCCAGAGUUUCCGUUGGGGUUUCUGCUGCCUAAGACUUGGACUGGGGUAUAAGUGGUUUUAGGAGGAGCCUGUGCAGGAGUUUGUGCAAGGAGAAGGGAGGCAAAAUCCUGAAUCGGAGAAACUCAGGGACUCAGCCAGGGAACUAGGCACAGACCAGUGAAGGACCAGCCCUUCUGGUAAGGGGCUGGUCUGGGUGUCAACGUGAAGAUGAAGCAGAAGGUAGAGGGGCAUGGCCAGGCUGCUGUUAGGGCCCUGGUAUGGAACAUGCAUUACAGUCCAGUGGACUAGUUGAGGGACCAGGCAAGAAGCGACUGCUGCUGAGCAGAGGCCCAGCUGUCCAGCAGCAACUGGCACAUGGGAGUUGGGCCAGCUCAACUGGAAGCCAGAGGAGGAGGGGCUGUCCCCGAUGCCAGCACCUGGAGCAGAGCCCUGAGGUCCGCAAAGGGUCUUGAGGAGCAAAUGGAAGAUGAGCUGUGAGCGCUCUUGGUCAGAGUCCAGAAGUCUGGGUUUUAAGCAACAUGUCGGACGCCUUGGCCAACGCGGUGUGCCAGCGCUGCCAGGCUCGCUUCGCCCCCGCGGAGCGCAUCGUCAACAGCAACGGGGAGCUGUACCACGAGCACUGCUUUGUGUGUGCCCAGUGCUUCCGGCCGUUCCCCGAGGGGCUCUUCUAUGAGUUUGAGGGCCGGAAAUACUGCGAACAUGACUUCCAAAUGCUGUUUGCUCCGUGCUGUGGAUCCUGUGGCGAGUUCAUCAUUGGACGAGUUAUCAAGGCCAUGAACAGCAACUGGCACCCGGGGUGCUUCCGCUGCGAGCUGUGUGAUGUGGAGCUCGCUGACCUGGGCUUUGUGAAGAACGCAGGCAGGCACCUGUGCCGGCCUUGCCACAACCGUGAGAAGGCUAAGGGCCUAGGAAAGUACAUCUGCCAGCGGUGUCACCUGGUCAUUGAUGAGCAGCCCCUCAUGUUCAGGAACGACGCCUACCACCCGGAUCACUUCAGUUGCACCCACUGUGGGAAGGAGCUGACCGCUGAGGCCCGUGAGCUGAAGGGUGAGCUCUACUGCCUACCUUGCCAUGACAAGAUGGGUGUCCCUAUCUGCGGGGCCUGCCGCCGGCCUAUUGAGGGCCGUGUGGUCAAUGCACUGGGCAAGCAGUGGCACGUGGAGCACUUUGUCUGUGCCAAGUGUGAGAAACCAUUCCUGGGGCACCGGCACUACGAGAAGAAGGGGCUGGCCUACUGCGAGACCCACUACAACCAGCUUUUUGGGGACGUCUGCUACAACUGCAGCCAUGUGAUUGAGGGUGAUGUGGUGUCUGCCCUCAACAAGGCCUGGUGUGUGAACUGCUUCUCCUGCUCCACCUGCCACAGCAAGCUCACCCUGAAGAACAAGUUUGUGGAGUUCGACAUGAAGCCUGUGUGUAAGAAGUGCUAUGAGAAGUUCCCACUGGAGCUGAAGAAGCGGUUGAAGAAGCUCUCAGAUCUGACCUCCCGCAAGGCCCAGCCCAAGUCUGUGGAUGUCAAUUCUGCUUAAAGGCUCCCUGCCUCCUAUGCCACAGAACCCCUGGCUCCCCAGGUGCCUGGCUCCCUUCUCCUGGCGCCUCCCACUUCUGUUUUCUACUCUUCCCUCAUUUCCUUCUCAGCCUCUUUCCCUGUCUUUUUCGCCCCUCUCUUACCACUCGUCAUGGUCCCCCUUCCCAUUCCUUUGUCUGUGUGUGCUCCAACAUCUUUCUCCUUUGCCAGUUCUCUCCUUUCUCUUCUGUGUGGAGGCCUGACCCACACCUGACAGCCACUUCCACCUAUGCCCAUGACCUCCAGGGAUAGGAGCAAACUGGAGCCAGGAACACCUGACCCUUGCUUGGACCCUACCUACCCUAAGCUGGCCUCUCCUGCUCUGCAGGGGUCUUCUUGGCACCCACUCUCGUGUGGAGCCUCAGCCUGAGUGGCACGUGGGGCACCCACGACCAUCAUGCCCAGGCAGAUGGAGGCUUCUGGGGCUGGGGAAACCACUCUUCAAUCCCUCAGUCACCCACUCAAUUGCAUAGGGUCCCUGUACUCAUACUGGGCCACCCUCACCCACGAACCAGCUAGAGGGACAUGGCCCCACUCCUGCUAUUACUCCAGGAGGCCUUUCUGAAAUCUUGUCUUGCCCCACUCCUCAAGUUGUGGUUCCUCUCUUCUCAAACUCAGGAUCUGUGUUGAGCCUCUGGGCAUGGCCUGGGGGCCAGGAGGUGGUGGGGUGAGGGGUGGCUCAUUCCCACUUCCAGGGAGGACCCUUCCUCCAUGGCCAGAGUAGACCUGGCUGUGGGGCUCACAUUUGCACAAUGAAGGCUUAUUCACAUGCUCACCAUGGCCUGUGUGGUUUGUGGCAGCAGGGGUGAAGGAAGUGGGGUCUCUGCUCCUAUGGACCCACUGCUGCUGGGGUUACUAAACAGUUGGAAAGACAGACACCAGAUAGGCAAGCAGAAGUCAGGAGGGACCCAGACCUGUCCCAGGCCAGGCAGUCAUCGGGGCUCAGAGACAAGGCUAGCCAGGAAUCCUCAGGCAGUCAGGGUGGCUGUGCCUAUGUACACUGGGCUGUUAGGUAUAGUGGGGUCUCUGAGGUAGGUGGGGGGUGACCCAGGUCUCCAAGGCCUGCAUCCAGCUCUACCAUUGCCUGGGCACAGCCUGGCCUUAGCAUAAUUAGCCACCCAAGAGCAUGCUGGCCCCCCAUGCACCUCCAUCCCAGCCCUCCUGGAAGCAGUGCACACAUCCUUGUGUCUUACCGUGGGGGAAGAAAAAAGUGCAGAGGGGCCUGGAAGGAGGACUCUCCGUGCAUACCCUCUCCCCAGUCUGAAAACAGGAAGGAAGGGCGGGCAGGAGGGAGCAGGAGGGAAGAAAGAAGGAGAAAGGGCACAUGAGGUCAUUCCUGGGGAAUGCAGUUGUCAUCCAGUUUCCUAGAGAAGUCGCAAUGUUCUUUGCUUUUUCUGGAAGAGACGCUGUGGGGGUCAGUACUUCCCAGGCCUGCUGUCCACCU
Sciurus carolinensis (gray squirrel) is the source of this 3016-nucleotide messenger RNA. It is a transcript of the gene Lims2, whose product is annotated as LIM zinc finger domain containing 2. Lineage: Eukaryota; Metazoa; Chordata; Mammalia; Rodentia; Sciuridae. Gene Ontology annotation, biological process: positive regulation of substrate adhesion-dependent cell spreading; cell-cell junction organization; cell-cell adhesion. The record is from RefSeq and is a predicted model, not a curated record. The transcript has 10 exons. Gene Ontology annotation, cellular component: cell-cell junction; cytoplasm; focal adhesion. Bases 524 to 1534 code for a protein of 336 amino acids.